Molecule: messenger RNA, 2292 nt
Organism: Tilletiaria anomala UBC 951
Lineage: Eukaryota; Fungi; Basidiomycota; Exobasidiomycetes; Georgefischeriales; Tilletiariaceae
Exons: 2
Coding region: 1-2292 (763 amino acids)
Biological process (GO): DNA replication initiation; DNA replication
Cellular component (GO): nucleus; replication fork protection complex
Molecular function (GO): DNA replication origin binding; single-stranded DNA binding
Source: RefSeq, a predicted model, not a curated record
AUGAACGACGCGAUCAAAGAUGGUAUCGCCGCCAUGACACGUUCAGCCUCUGAGGCUCAACUCAUGGCAGCGCGAUACCAAGCGGCUGGCCGCAGCGCGAAAAGAGAGGCGGCUGGAACGGCUCAGGAAAACGAGAGGAUCUACGAUGAUACAGAUGCACGUGAAGCCCGCUUCGACGCUCAACCAUCUGGCUCCUCUUCCUUACUCUCGCGUAUUUCUGUCGCACGACGCAGGCGCCCAGACGAUGACCCUUCCGAGAACGCUGAUCCAGAUACAGCCGCCGAAAAUGGAUAUGCGGCGCGCGAAUGCAAGCGUAACGGAAAGCACACGUCGGCAUUCACGCGCGACGAACAGAUGCGCAUCAACGAAAUGGUCCCGCUUGGCCCGACCGAAUUCAACGCGCCAGAUGACGAUCCCACGUGGGAAAAGGUGGAGCCAUACAGCAACAUCGCACUGAAGCGUCGCUACUUUGCGCACGAUGCCAUGCAUCUGCUCUAUAAGGACCGAAGGCAGGUGCAGACCUCUAUGCUCUACUCGAUCGCCCGCCUGCGCCCUCACACGGGCUGGCACGGCCGCUUCGCUGCAGAUGGGGCGUACGAACUGCCGUUUGGGAAUGAAGAGUGGGUGCUGAUUACCGUCAUCAUCGGCAAGUCGGCCAUCCAGCUGUCGCGCAAGUUGUCGAAGGAGGUGCGCGAGGAAAAGGUGGACGACCGGCUGGAGCUGCACGGCCAGCAGACCAAAUCUUACGCUCGGCAAGGCCAGCGUAAGUUUUUCCUCGCUUCGCUGAUGGACCUCCGGCGUGCAGGCGGCUAUCGGCGCGGCAUGGGGCCGGGUGGAGACGACGAGCUGGAAAUGCUGCUGCUCGAAAGCGACACGCGCAUCGAUAAGGACCUUGCCCGCGUCAAACGCGAGAGCGGGCUCGAGCUCGAAGGCCAUGUGGGCGACUCGCUGCAAAAGACCAAGUACGACAGCUUUGCCGGCGGCAGCGGUGGCGCAUUUGAGAAGCUGCAUAAGGAGCCCGAGGGCACGGUCAUCGCGAUUGUCAACCCGCGGAUCCUACCGCAGCGCGAAACCCACCGCUGGGGCGGCAAGGAUUCCAAGAUGCUCACUGUCACGCCACGCUCGGCCAGCUCGGUGAUCAUCAUUGGCAAAGCGGAGGAUUUCGCAACGUGCGAGGCGACCAAGCGUAACGGCGAAAGGUGUAGCGCAUUCGUGGAUGUGCGCGUACGCUCUUCGCGAGACGGCAAAGCCGGUGCCGGAUCCAUCUGCAUGUUCCAUCAAGAGCGAGCCAUCGAGCGCGGCCGCACGCACCGUCCCGAGUUUGCGUCGGCCGGCCCGACCAGCAGCAGCGGCCCGGGCGAAAGAGGCGGUUCGCGCUGGAUGAAGCGAGGACGCGACGGAGGUGGCUUCAAUGGCGGUGGUGAGGCGCCCCCGAAGGGCUUCACAGGCAUGGGCAUCGCCGAGGACGGUAUUUCUGGCACCGGAACGGGCGCCACGUACACCGUCGGUGGGCGCAACGACGGCGACUUGAACGACGAGACCAAUAUUCUAUACGACGUCAACGUUCAGCUCGGACGCAAGAGAGAGGAGCGGGAGCAGAUGCUGAAGAAGCGCAAGCGGCAGGAGAUGAUCGUCGCCGAGCUGGACCGCGCGCCGCAGCACAGGCUCUCCCGUGAGACGGAUGCUCGGCUCCAGGCGCUCAAGCUGCAAGGCAGGAACGAAAAGGAGCUGGACAACUGCCAUCUGUGGCGCACGCAGAAACGCAGCGACGCUGCCGCAUACAUCAUGCAGCGCGCCGAGCGCGCACUACAAGCACAGAUGCAGCAGGCCCAAAAGGCAAAGAGCGGCCGCAGAGGCAGGCUGGUGCUCGACCAUUGCAGCGUUACCCUCAACAGUGACGAGGAGAAUCGUCAGAAUCCGAUGCAGGAGACAUCGGCAGGCAGCACCAGAGGCCCCCGCUAUCGCUACAGCGCCGAAGCCAUCAAGAAGAUAGGCUUUAACCCGCUCACGGACGCAUACGGAAAGCUUGCAAGCGGCGAUGAAGGAGGGGAGGCGCACGAUAACGACAUUAGAGAGCGUCUCCUUGCGCGUGGCAGCGUGGAUAGCCAGACGCUUGCCGAGCCAAAACUGCGGAUAAAGGGCGCGCCGAAAUGGCGGAACGUCAAGGCUCCGCUCGGUGCUACCCAAACGGGUCAGCAAAAGGCAUACGAUGAGAUGUACGGAGUCGACGUCGGCGCCUUCUCGGAUUACAGUCUGUCAGAUCUGGACAGCGGGGACGACGAUGUGUUCUGA